Molecule: messenger RNA, 1440 nt
Organism: Pichia membranifaciens NRRL Y-2026
Lineage: Eukaryota; Fungi; Ascomycota; Pichiomycetes; Pichiales; Pichiaceae
Exons: 1
Coding region: 1-1440 (479 amino acids)
Molecular function (GO): protein binding
Source: RefSeq, a predicted model, not a curated record
AUGGCGAAACAGCUAGGUAUUGAAGGUGAAAUGGAAAACUUGUCAGGAGAUGAUUAUGAAAGUGAAGGAGAAAUCAUUGAAUUAGAUCAAUCCGAUGAAGAGCUAGAAAAUGCAGCCGACGUUGAUGGCUUGAUAGGGAAAGUUCAACAAAGCGGGCCAAACGAAGGAGACGCUUCAAAGGAGGAAGAAAAUGCCCUGUAUUUACCUCACAGAUCCAGACCGUUGGGACCAGACGAAGUUUUGGAAGCAGAUCCAACUGUGUAUGAAAUGCUACACAAUGUAAAUAUGCCAUGGCCAUGUCUGACGCUUGACAUACUACCUGAUAGAUAUGGAGACGAGAGAAGAAGUUAUCCUGCAAAAAUGUAUGUAGCCACAGCUACUCAAGCAUCAAAAGCGAAGGAUAACGAAAUGAUAAUCAUGAAACUGUCGUCCCUCUCAAAAACUCAAGCCAAAUCUGAAGAUGAUGAAAAUGAUUCUGACUUGGACGAUGACGAUGAUGAACAAUACAGCUCUGUUCUUGAGAGUGAAAGUAUACCAUUGAAACAUACUACCAACAGACUUAGAGUCAGUCCGUGGGCCUCGAAGACCAACGAAUAUUUGACAGCCACCAUGUCUGAAAGCGGUGAAGUUUAUGUUUUUGAUGUUUCAUCACAAUUCAAAGCGUUUGACACUCCUGGUUAUGUCAUUCCAAAACAAAGCAAGAGGCCUGUACAUAUAGUAAAAAACCACGGUAACGUGGAAGGCUAUGGUUUGGAUUGGUCUUCAACCGAGGAAGGAUCAUUACUUUCCGGUGAUAUUACUGGUCGAGUCUAUUACACAACGAGAAAUAACAGCAAAUGGGUCACUGACCGUACACCGUACCAAGUCAAUGAUUCAUCCAUUGAGGAUAUUCAAUGGUCGAAAUCAGAGAAAACCGUCUUCGCUACUGCUGGAGUUGAUGGGUAUGUGAGAAUCUGGGACACAAGAUCAAAAAAGCACAAGCCUGCGUUGAGUGUUGUUGCUUCCAAGAGUGAUGUCAAUGUUAUUUCGUGGUGUGAUAGAAUCGAUUACCUAUUGGCGUCCGGCCAUGAUGAUGGUACCUGGGGAGUUUGGGAUCUCAGGAAUUUCCAGCCAAACACCCAACCUUCUCCUGUUGUUUCCUACGACUUCCACAAAUCUCCAAUAACGUCGAUUGCUUUCAACCCAUUGGACGAAUCCAUUAUUGCCGUCUCAUCCGAAGACAACACCGUCACGCUUUGGGAUUUGGCUGUUGAAGCAGAUGAUGAAGAGAUCGCACAACAGAGACAAGAAAUGAAGGAAUUGAGUGAUAUUCCACCACAGUUGUUGUUUGUGCAUUGGCAAAAGGACGUCAAGGAUGUUAGAUGGCAUAAGCAAAUACCAGGUACUUUGGUGAGUACUGGUACUGAUGGAUUGAAUAUCUGGAAAACCAUUUCUGUUUAG